This is a messenger RNA of Babesia ovata, 1005 nucleotides long. Its product is annotated as PBS lyase HEAT-like repeat domain containing protein. The record is from RefSeq and is a predicted model, not a curated record. Gene Ontology annotation, biological process: peptidyl-hypusine biosynthetic process. The transcript has 4 exons. Gene Ontology annotation, molecular function: deoxyhypusine monooxygenase activity. NCBI's taxonomy places the organism in Eukaryota, Apicomplexa, Aconoidasida, Piroplasmida, Babesiidae. Bases 1 to 1005 code for a protein of 334 amino acids.
AUGGCCGAUAUCGCAGCGGCGGUGGAGGAGUUCUCGAAGUUGGACGAGUUUUCCAAGCCAAACGCCGAACUUCUAACCACAAUACUACUCCAUCCGAGUGUAAAACUCUCGCUGCAACUCCGAGCGCUCUAUUUCUGCCGUGAUCUGAAUUCAUCGGAAUGCGCCACGCUGCUGAAGAAGGCUCUAGACGUACACUAUGACGCCUUCCUGAGGCAUGAGAUCGCCUAUGUUAUUGGCCAGGCGGGCUGCGAGGAGGCGUCGGACGUUCUCGUCCAAUUGCUCGAGGAUGAAAAAGAGGACCCUAUGGUGCGACAUGAGGCUGCGGAGGCGAUAGCAGCAAUCGGAGGAAAGCGGUUCAUCGAUGUGAUUGAGAAGUACAAAGAUGACCCUUGCGUUGUUGUGCAUGACACGUGCCGACUGGCUCUCCAUUCUCUGCUGAAUGGAUCCAGUGAAGAGGAUGAUGGCAAGGAGACAAUACCCAUAUGCAGCUGCGUGUCUGCACCCAUAUCAACGUCAGCGUAUCGCGCUGUUGACCCAGUGCCCUGCACUUCAACUGACAUGAAUGAGAGGACCAUGAAGGAGUUGGAGGACGUAUUGCUGGAUGAAACUCUGCCUCUCUACAAGAGGUACGAGGCGCUUUUUAACAUUCGCAACAUUGGCGGUGACGCCGCCGCCGCCGUCAUAGGAGGGGCGCUAGUGGGAGACAAAAUAUCGGAAGUUUUCAGACACGAAUGCGCGUUCGUGCUGGGACAGAUGCAGUCUAUGGCUGCAUGUGACGCACUAUUACAGUGUUUGAAGAACGCAGAAGAGGAACCCAUCGCACGCCACGAGGCGGCCCUCGCACUUGGAUCCUGUGCUUCAGUAUGCAGCGACGAACGGGGACGACAGCUUAUAAUAGACGCGCUUAACGAGCACACGGAGGAUCCGGUGAAGGUGGUUGCCGAUAGCUGCAUUGUGGCGCUGGAUGUUGUCCACGAAGCACACAGAGUGGCUGCUGCAGCCUAA